CAAAUAUCUCAAUCUUCCCGCCAUUUCUCUGCAACUCCCAGAGUGGCAGCUUUUGAAACCCUAGAGAGAGAGAGAGAGAGAGAGAGAGAGAGAGAGAACCAGAGCGCGCAACAUGGAAGGCCAAAUCAAAGAGGAGUUCAGCAGCAGCGGUUUCACUUUCGACGACGAAAAGGAAAUCCUAAGAAAAUGUGCUACAUUCUGCAUAAAUUUGAGUCUUUCGCCUUCCGAUCUCGUUACGAGCUGGGAAAUUUACUACCUCAACAGGCAAAUGAAUGGAACGGUGGUACGCGAUGUGGAAAUGGAUGGGUUUUUAGGGUAUUUGCAAGAACAGAAGAAAGUAGCCAUCGAUGAACCAGAGCCCAAUCUGCAUAUCUACUCAAGCAGAGAUGUGGACAUGAUUCUGAAUGAUGAGUAUGUAGAUAUAAAGGACGAGGUUCCUAGCACUCCACCAACCGAAUCUCAGAACCAUUACUCAGUGACGUCUGACUCAACACCACAAACAAUUGGGAGCGUUCCUUCUUCUGGAAAACCAUCAAGACUUGUAACUCCUUUUGGGCGACGAACAGACAAGUUUGUUGUGAAAUUCAGCAUCAAUAAUAAGCCAAAUAUAGAGAAUGGGGAGAAGGAAGGUAAUGAGAAUCCUGGGGAUGAUGAAUUCAUCAGGAAGGUUAAACCUGGAAAGUGGUGUUCUUUAGUAAUCCAUGGUUCAGGACCUGAAACAGGUUGUAGGUUUAUGUACGAUAGAAUUGAAGAUAGGUUUAACGCACUUGAAAACCGAAUUAGAAAGUAUGCAACUGCAUUAGUUUCAUCUGGCCAGUAUGAGGAACCGCUGGACCCUACAGUUUCGUCUCAGAAAAUUAUGUUUACUGCUGGCAUGAUCUGUUGUGACGGAGAGGGCCAUUUGAACGACAAAUCCACCUUGUUGCAGUGCAGUGCAGAGCAUUCUGGAGGCCAACGUGUUCGUAUGGAAUUACAACAUUUGAGCCAAUUUUCAAUCUUUCCAGGCCAGGUAGUAGGUUUUGAAGGGACCAAUCCUAGUGGACACUGCUUCAUUGCUUCAAAAUUGAUAGAUUCAGUCCCUUUACCUGUUGCUGCUGAUGGAAACUUGCCUCCUGCUAAAAAGCAAGCUUUGGAUCAGGAGAUUUUGCCAACUGAUCAGUCCAUUAAACAACCAGAGCUAUCAGUGAUCAUCGCAUCAGGUCCUUUUACCACAACAGACAACUUAUUGUUUGAGCCUCUGAAAGAGCUUCUAGCAUAUGCAAGCAAAAAACUGCCUCAGUUGCUUAUAUUGCUAGGACCAUUCAUUGAUUCUGAACAUCCAGAAAUUAAGAAAGGAACGGUCGACAGGAGCUUUGAUGAAAUAUUCCAAACUGAGAUUCUUAGAAAGUUGCAAGAUCAUGUUGAAUACAUGGGUUCGCAUGCACGAGUUGUUCUUGUACCAUCUAUACGGGAUGCUAACCAUGAUUUUGUUUUCCCUCAGCCUGCCUUUGAUAUUCAUCCACCUGACCUUAAGCAUCAGAUAACCAGUCUCACAAAUCCAGGGAUUUUUGAGGCAGAUGAGGUCAAGAUAGGUUGCUGCUCUGUGGAUGUUCUCAAACACCUUAGUGCAGAGGAGAUGUCGCGCAUUCCAAAGGGUGGAAAACCCAGUGACCGGUUGAGUAGACUUGCAAACCAUAUAAUUAGCCAACGCAGCUUUUAUCCUCUGUAUCCACCAGCAGAAGACACUCCAUUGGAUUUUUCGCUUGCUCCCGAAGCUCUAAACAUCUCAUUGAUCCCAGAUAUUCUCAUCUUACCCUCUGACAUGAAGUAUUUUGUGAAGGUACUGAAUCUAGGCGAAAGAGGUGAAGAGAAAGAGCAGGUUAAAUGCAUUUGUGUCAAUCCGGGAAGACUUGCCAAGGGAGAAGGAGGAGGUACUUUCGUCGAGCUUGACUACUACGGUAAUCCUGACACAACGAACGCUUCGAUUAUAAGCAUAUAAACAUCGGAUUUAAGUUAAAUUUGUUGUAACUUGUACUCAAUUUGCAGUAAGUUUCAAAAAGCUCAAUAGGCUAGGGUCGAUUGCACGUCAUUUUAUGUGCUUUGUAACGACUGAUGGUGAUAAAUUUAUGGUGCAUUUCAUGCAAUUAUUAGUCACACUCUGUGGUAGGCUCCCCAAGGAAGAAUCAAACUCAUGCGCAGAGAGUCGAUGUAAGACCCUGAUAGGAAGUUUGGACCCUUCUCCAUAAAUGACAACCAAUUAGUGAAGAAGACCAGCCUGUCUAAUGUAACAGGGAUUCCAUUCCGUGCGCUGAUGGUAUUCUAAACUAAUCACGCAUUAUCAUAUAAGAAAUUUAAAAGCAUUAUUGUCUCUUA
Messenger RNA from Malus domestica (apple), 2352 nucleotides. RefSeq lists its product as uncharacterized. Gene Ontology annotation, cellular component: alpha DNA polymerase:primase complex. Gene Ontology annotation, biological process: DNA replication initiation; DNA replication. The record is from RefSeq and is a predicted model, not a curated record. Gene Ontology annotation, molecular function: DNA binding. NCBI's taxonomy places the organism in Eukaryota, Viridiplantae, Streptophyta, Magnoliopsida, Rosales, Rosaceae.